UUAUGCACAUAAUUGUACGAGCCCGAGACAUUUUGAGGCGUUUUACAAAUGCCGUCCGGGAUGUUUAUGUUAAUGAUAGGCCAUUACUUUACCCUAUUUUUUAUUCUUCUGAUGGCAAAAGAAAAUGUAGAAGCAACAAAUGUUUCAGUGGCAAAACUGAAAAGUUCUUAUAAUUUUGGCAAAAGCUUUCUUGGACUUAAUAAGUGUAAUGCCUGCGUUGGAACCUCAGCCUGCAAGAAGUUCUUUAAGGAAGAGAUCAGGUUUCAGAACUGGCUUGCUCCACAUCUGCAGCUUCCCCCUCCCGAUCUUCAGAGUUACUUUGGGAACUAUAGUGAUGAUGGAGAAAGCUGGAGACCUGUUGAGAUAUCUCGGAUGUCUAGUAAGAGGCAACAUGACUUGUCUGACCAAAGGAUCUGCAACAGUUUCACCAAGAGAAAAACUUGCAGCAUUGAAGGGAUGCUAAGGAGGACAGAGAGGUUUCAGAAGUGGAUGGCAGCUAAACGUCUAACCCCAGAUUUAGUGCAAGGUCUACCAGUUCAAGUUCUUCGCUGCCCCUCCCAGCGUCUUUUAGAUAGAAUAAUCCGGCGCUAUAGUGAAGUGUUUGAUGCUGGUAGCGUGUAUAUGACCCACCUGACAGACAAGGACAGAUUGAGGUUGCUGUACACACUCUCAGUUAAUACGCACCCAAUUGUUUUACAGAUCUUCCCGACAGCAGAGGGAUGGCCUUUUUUACAUUAUUUAGGUUCAUGUGGGCGGUUGUUUGUGAGUGCAAGCACUCUGACAUUGUCAUCCUUCAAUAUCUCUGGUUCGGACGUGGCAGCGGACCUGGCAUAUCAGCUUCUGCAAAUCAUUCACCACUUAAGCGCCAACGACCUGAAUUAUUUCUUCUACUUCACAUCUAUUGAUGAAACUACUUUUGGAAUAUUUAGAGAUGGUCGCAUGUUUAUAAGAGACACAAGUAAGAUGGGCAUUAUUGACAAACAGCAAGAUCAAUCAGAGUACGAAAGGAAAAAUGAAGAAACCGAUGUUUUCAGCUGCCUAUCAUCUGAUUGUCCACCAACGCUUUUGUCUUGUGCCAAUAUUACUGAGAAACAGAACAUUAUACUAGUAUGUAAGGAUCUCCUGCCUUAUUUAAUAGCAGGGAAAUUUCCUGAUUUUACCCAAAAGAAAAUUGACAGACUUCUUAAAGAUUGCCCAAAUAACAUUGCCAAUGACCAGGAGGCAAGGACAUUUACUAAUGAACUAAUGGAGAUUCUGAGACCUUGGAGAAGAUGUGAUGCCAGAUUUGCAUACAGAUAUCCAGACUGUAAAUAUAACAGUAUUACUUAGUGUGAAAUAUUAAUGAUAGUUUUUCAAGAUGCUCCAUUCCCAAAUAAGUGUGCACAUAGAAGGUACAGGGCAUAUGCCUAUUCCCUUGAGAGCGCCACCAAAUAAUACACCUUUAUUAAAUGAUAUGUGCACUAUUCAAUUUUGAAGCCCUAAAAUUCUGUACUAAUUACAUAAUAUAUUUGUAAAGGCGAAAUCUGUUUUUGCAUGGACGAAUUCAAUCACAAUGGCUGCAUGCAACCCCCACUAGAUGGUGCUAACUGCAAAUGCAUGUCUACAGAUAUCAUUUAUUUAAUAGGAGCUGUAUAAAUCUGUAUUCAGUGUGUUCCUCCUAGUGGUGGCUGCAGGUAGUCAUUAUUAAAGGAUAUGCCAUCUAGGUCAGAGAAAUGUGAGUCCCACCUCUGGCAUCUCCUCCUAUCUCCAGAACGGGGGGCCCCAGAAGUGAAGGAGAGAGCACCACACAUGGGUAAUCACUGCUAUGGAAGUUCCGAAAAUAGCCAAAUGAGGGUGCUUGGCUAUUUUGUGAAACUCCCACAGCAGUGAACGGACGGUGGCCACGCCUGCGUGGUGUGCUCUCCUUCACUCCUUUUCUUGCGGGUCCUGUUCUGGAAAUAGUAGCGACUCUUAGAGGUAGCACCGACACUUAUAGUUAAUACAGUUGAAAAAAAACCAUAAGUCCAUCAAGUUCAACCAAGGGAUAGGAGGGGACACGUAUCCUAGAAGGAAGUCAGACUCAGAUUUCUACACAUUCUUUUGAAUAUACAGAGCUAAAAAACUCAUUUAGUGACUCUGCCUUUUCCUUAUCUUCAGUGACUACUCCCCCCUCCUUUUACCAUUAUUUAGGAGUCCUACCUGCUCAGAACUUGUUUUUUUUAGCAUUUAUAUAUUUAAUGAAUUUUUGGGGAUUUGUUUUGCUCUC
Molecule: messenger RNA, 2245 nt
Organism: Bufo gargarizans (Asiatic toad)
Lineage: Eukaryota; Metazoa; Chordata; Amphibia; Anura; Bufonidae
Gene: DIPK2B
Product: divergent protein kinase domain 2B
Exons: 5
Coding region: 49-1329 (426 amino acids)
Source: RefSeq, a predicted model, not a curated record